Peromyscus leucopus (white-footed mouse) is the source of this 639-nucleotide messenger RNA. Its product is annotated as U1 small nuclear ribonucleoprotein C-like. NCBI's taxonomy places the organism in Eukaryota, Metazoa, Chordata, Mammalia, Rodentia, Cricetidae. Bases 1 to 639 code for a protein of 212 amino acids. The record is from RefSeq and is a predicted model, not a curated record. Gene Ontology annotation, molecular function: zinc ion binding; pre-mRNA 5'-splice site binding. The transcript is spliced from 2 exons. Gene Ontology annotation, cellular component: U1 snRNP; nucleus. Gene Ontology annotation, biological process: mRNA splicing, via spliceosome; mRNA 5'-splice site recognition; spliceosomal snRNP assembly.
AUGUCCUCCAUUCCCCCACCCCCACCAGAGCGUGGACAGUGGCAACGUGCAACCCAGCCUGUCUCCUGGGGCCAGGCAGCCAAGUCCAGCAGGGGAGUUUCCAUGAGCGGAGAGCCCACGCUGGGGGACUGGGGUGGGGAGCAGGAAAGCCACAAAGCCCUCUCUGUGAUCCCGCGGGCUCUUCCUGAGCGCUGCCACCCCAGAAUCCCCAACCCCAUACCUAAGUUUUAUUGUAACUACUUCGAUAUGUAUCUUACCCAUGUCUCUCCAUCUGUGAGAAAGACACACUGCAGUGGUCAGAAACACAAAGAGAACGUGAAGGACUAUUACCAGAAAUGGAUGGAAGAGCAGGCCCAGAGCCUGAUUGACAAAACAAUGGUUGCAUUUCACCAGGUAAAGAUACCUCCAGCUCCAUUCUCUGCUCCUCCUCCUGCAGGGGCCAUGAUCCCACCUCCUCCCAGUCUCCCAGGUCCUCCUGGCCCUGGCAUGAUGCCUGGGCCUCCAAUGAUGAGACCUCCUGCUCGCCCUAUGAUGGUGCCCACUCAGCCUGGCAUGACUCGGCCAGACAGGGAAGAGCAGAAAGGCUCUUUAUCAGUUUUGUAUGUCUUGUUCUGUUUCACCAGGAGGUCACCGUGCUGA